CCCAGUCUGUCGAACGCGCACCACCGACGUGCUUGUUCGUGCGUUUGUUCACGUUCAGAAAAAAAAAAAAAAUAAUAAAAAUACCAACAAUCUCAUUUUCUUCUUUUUCACAUUUAUAUUUAUGUAUAUAUAACGAACUUAUAUAUAAGUAAAUGUAAAAUUACAAAUACACGCGUGCAUGUUCGAUAGUUUUCUUUAAUAAUAAUAUCGCAAUAAUUAACGCGCGCGCGAAAUCUCACGCCGUUAUACCGCCGUAGAAAAAAAUUAUAAUACACUCGGUUCCAACAAGUUCGCAUCGUUCGCCAAAGGUUACGAAAGGAAGGAAACCAUUGUGAGUAACUUUUACGAUAUUAUUGAACAUUGUUAAUUUAUUUGAUUGUUUUUUUUUUUUUUUAUAUAUUUUUUAUAUCCGCCGGUCAGUGACCGCCGCCGAGUAACGGGCAGUACGGUUAACCCUUCCCGGUAGCAUGCCGUCCGUGUCCGGGCAACGGAUAAGCGGUUUUUUUUUCUCUCUCUAAUAUUUCUUGGUUAGGUUCGUUUUCCGAGUAUGCGGUCCGGCGGCGGCGGCGGCGACGGCCGUCGCUGUCCGACACUGGCCGUCGCGUGUGCACGCGUCGUAAAUGUCAUUUUUGUAAAUCGAUACGGUCGGCGCGCCGCCGCCGCCGGGACCCCGUCGGACCCGCGCCCCGUCGCGUCCGCAGCUGCCGCCGUCGUGCGCGGGGUGGUGUAACGAAAAUAAUAACGUCGUCGUCGUCGUCGCCGCCGGUAAAAUAAUUCUGCCUGGCGGACGGAAUAAUUUUACCGUACACGGUUGUGUGGUAUUUUUAACGACGCCCUUGUCGGACGGUAACGUUGUUAGAACAGUUUGUUUUCCAAAAAAAAAAAAAACCAUCGCCCUCCCCCCCCCACCAUCACGGUUAGUACGCGUUUUCACGCAGAGGAUAACUGCUCUCUUUUUUUUUUUUCUGUGCGGUCUCUCGGUCACCGCGAUCUUUGUUUCCUGCGGACGUUUCUCCACCGCCGCCCCUCCUGCCCUCCCGUCAGUUUAGGAGUCGUUGACACCUCUACCGCCCCGCGCCUCCACACGAACCACUCUCCCGUGCCGGUGACCUCUGCGCGCGUGAUACCGUUCCUACCUUUGUUGUAAAACAGUCCCGUGUCUGCGGUCGUAAAUUGAUAGGAACGAGUUUUUUUUUUUUUCAUCUCAUCAUCUAACUAACCGCCGUAACGGUUUUUUACAGUAGUCCCCGAAAUGGCAACUUUUUUUUUUUUAUCGUUAUUAUUACGGCGGACGAUUUAUCCGAUAACAAUCGGCGGCAGGCACUUGUUUUUUCAUUGCGGUUUAAACCCGUUUUGGACCUAACCUAACAUUCGGUCCACCGAAGCAUCCCGCGCCGAAGAAACGUCGUCUCAUUCUCCCGUAAAUAAUUCCGUUAUCUAUGCGUCCGCGCACGCACGUCUGCCGGCCGUGGACUUUUAUUUAUUUAUUUAUUUUUUUAUUUUUUUAUUCACUGAAAUUAUCGAUUUUUUUCAAAACGGUUAGGUGGUUUAUUUCUUCUCGUUGUUGCGCAGUACAAUAAUGAGCGCGUGCCCACGUGCUCGAAUAAACGGUCAAAUCGAGAAUGUUACUCCGCGCACUCGUGUGCCGGUUCAAACGUUAUCGGGGAACGAUUAAUAUCGUCCGAUGAUACGUCGGCCGCGACCUUUGCCCUCCGAAGCGUCGUGGUCCGAUCCGAUUCCCUAUUCCCCACCGCCCCCUCCCCCCAUAUAAUCUACGCGACGGAAGGAUUGUCGUAACGGGUAUUGCUAUUAACAAAGUUACGUCGAACAAUGUGCCGGGAUUGGGUGCCAUUUAGUCCGUCGAUACGAAAUAAUAUUCGCCGUUAAGUAAUGCGAAAACGUUUCAAUGUGGUAAUUAUUAUUGCGCGUAAACUCGGUAGGAAACUGCCGUUACGAUGAAUUCCAACAAGAAUUAAUUAAUUAAAUAAAAAACUAACGAAUACAUACCGUUUUUACGUAUGUUAUAAUGUACGGAUAUUUUUGACAUUGUAUCACUGAUGAAUAACGACAUUUUUUGCCGAUUGAUUUGCCUAUAACAAUAAUAAUUAUUAUUAUUAUUAUUAUUAUUAUUACGCUUAUGAGUGAUAAUAUUAAACUCUCCUCCCCCCUCAUACGGCCCUACCUAUUAGUAUAAUUUGUCACGAUCCAUAAACAAAACACCUAAACUAAUAUUGAAAUAUGCCGUAGGUAGUAGUUAUGUGUACGAUAGAAAGAUACGCAGAGAAUAUUAUUGUAUCGAUUUUUUUUGUGUUGUGCCAGUUACCUGCCGGUAACUAAUAUGUUAUAAAUUACAGAAAAAAGUAUGGGUUAUAGAUACCCAAAAAAAAAAAAAAAAUUAACAAAAAGACAAAAGAGCUUCAGGGGUCCUCAUUGUGCUUUAUUAUAUUUUUUAAUAAAUUAUUAACAUUAAAAAGUCUUAACAAUCUUAUCAAAAAUUCAAUCAUUCAGUCAGUAUUCUAUUCAAAGUCUUGUACAUCACUUGUUUUUUUUUUUUUUUUUUGCUUAAAACAUUGUUUAUAAGAUUAAUAAUUUACCUGGUUUUUAGAGAUGUCUGAUUUUGACCUUUUUUUAUUUUUUGACUGACAAAAGAACAAUUUCCCAAAGAGCGAAUCGAACCAAAUCCACCAAAAAAAUUUUAAAAAAAUUAGUUACAUUAAAACUCAAAUUAGAUAUAUAUAUUUUGGAAGUAUAAUAUUCAAAAUCCAAUUGCUAUGUGCCUUAUAAGAACUUUCCUUAUUUCCGAUUUGAUUGAGUAGUCCAAAUUAAAAAUCUGACUACUUAAGGGUUAACAUACUCGCUGUGGACACACUCGCUUUAUAUUGUUCAUCUUGAACUCAAUAAAAGAGUAGUGUGUUCAUUUUUAAUUUGAUAAAUUGAUGUAGCCAAAAUAGUAUUCCAAUGAAGUGAUUGAGAAUUUAAACAUUAACUUGUACCUAUAUAUUGUUUCAGUAUUUAGUAAUUUAGUUAACUGAGCGAUUUUAAAAUUACUGUUUAGGAUUUAUCAUGUAGGUAUGCUUGUGUUGCUUUAAAAUUGAUUACUGUUUUUAUAAGUGCUUUUCCAGAUACUUACUUAUAAUUAUUGUUCUAAAUAAAAUUGGUAUUAAUAUAAAAUAAGGGAUACAUAACAUUAUUUGGUCUCUUAGUCCAAUCAGAAGUAUUUAAAUAAAGUUUGAUCUGUAACAAUUGAGUUAAUUUAACUGUUAUACUACUAUCAAACUUUAUUUAAAUUCUGUGUUUCAUUUACUUAAAUAAGUUAUUAAAAUUAAUUUUGAUAACACUGGGUACUUUUAAUAAUCAACCCAGUAUCAGCUGUUAAAAGUUUAUACAAAUAAUGUGUGCUAAAAUAUGUAUAUUAGGUAGAUUAGUUGUAUACAUAUUCACUACUCAUUAUAUAUGCUAAUAUAGCAUGUCUCAUAACUCAUAACUCAUGGAAUUAUUAAUAUUUGAAUGAGGUCUUUUGUCUUAAGACCAUGUAUUAUUUAAAUAGUUACCUAGUAGGUUGCCGAUAAUUACCUGUGAUCGAUUGGAGAAAUUAUCAAUUGAACCUUUGGUUGUUUUUUUUAUUUAUAAAUUUAUAGUUAAUAACACCACUGUUCUUUAUAUAAAGGUAUGCAAACAAUGUCCUUCUUAGUAUUGAUUAAAAGGUCAACACAAAGUAUUCUUCGAAAUAGUUAUUUAAAUAAGAAAGUAGGUGCCAAGAUUUUGAAUAAAACAAAGCGAAGAACAAUUUUAUUAAGAAUUUUAGUAAUAGGAGUUGUUAUUGGUAUUUUUAAAAGCUUCUUUUUAGAAGAAAUUAGAAAUUAGACUUACAUUUGAUAUGUAGAAACCUAUAUAUUACCUAGUCAUUUUUUAUUGAAUUUUCCUGUUCAGAAAAAAUGAUUUAAUAUGUUGAUGUUUUUUAAUUGUUAAAUGAUAAUUUAAAAAAAAGUAUUAUGAAUUAUAAAAAUAUUAUUAUUAUUAUUAUUAUUAUUUUUUUAAAUAUACCCACUUAUAAGUGUAUUCAUACAUUUUUGGUACAUUGCUACACGAUAAUAUUGUUGUUAUGUACCUAAUUGAAUAUUCAGUUUAAAAUAUAUGUAAACAGUAAAUCAAAAUAAGGUACAUAUUGACAGUUCAUAAAUAAAUACAAAUUAUAAAUUAUAAUAUUAUAUAAUCUACAAUGGUUUUAUAUUUAUAAAACUAAAAUAAAUCUACUUAAGUAAUUAAAUGGGUCAUAAGGUUUUUAAAUACCUAUUUAUAAAUGAUAAUUGAUAUUAUUAGUAAUAAUAUUGAUUUUCUUUGGCCACAGAAUUUUUUUUUUCUACAAAGCUAUAUGCAUGCCAAAUAUCAACUGAUUUUGAGAAAAAAUUUAAUUUAAAAGAGCUGCUGUUUAUUUCAUGAGUACUGCUAGUACCUUUUAUAAUUGUGUUUAAAUAAUACAUAUCAUCACAUGUUUUAAAUUACAGUAAUCUUUUAUGUUAAUUUUAUAUUUACAAGUUUUUCCUUCAAAAUACAGAGAUUUGAAUAGGGUAAAUCGCUGGUUUAUACACCAGAUUCCAGAAUAUCAUGGUUUUCCCAAUGUGAUUAUCAAGAUAUAUCCUGUUGGAUCAUCAAAUUACUAGAUUUGUACACUGAUUUCUGUCAAUAAUUUAACUUCUGGAGAUUUUUGUAUACUUACAAUGUAAAUAGCACAAAAGAAAAAAAUGUACAUCUUCCAUUAGUAAAUAUUUGCUUAUAUUAACUUGCUGGUAAAGAAAGAGUAGGUUUUUUCCAAAUUGUGUUUGAUUUUAAAUUCACUUCCUGUGGUAUGGUUUACUUGAAAUUAUGUAUGCGCAAUUAUUUUUGAUGACAAAUAACAAAAAUCUGAUUUUCUAUUUUCACUUCUUUCAUCCCAUUCAUCUCUUUAUUUUACAUUCCUUGUAUUCAGUGUUAAAUACAACGAUGACCUCAAGUUUCUGAAACUAUUCGAUAAACUAACAAUAGAAAUUCAAAAGAAUACAACAACGAACCAAAAACGUUUUUCAUAUUGAUAUUGAUUUUGUAAUAUACAAUGUGUUCAGGGUGGUUUUUUUAUUAUGAACCAGCAAUUUUAUAGAAAUAUUUUAAGUGAAUUUGAUUUCUAUUUUUUUUAAUCAUUGUGUUAACAUUUAAACUUUUUUCAAAACGUUUUAUAUAUUUUUACCUCUACUUCAUAUGCCUUAAAUAAGUAUAUAAUUAAUAAGAACCCUCUUUUUUGAAUACAGAUUCAAAUAGAGAACAUUUUUUUUUAGAAAUUUUAAUGUGCAUAUUGCAUAACACUAGUUAUAACCAUUUAAAGUUUAGACCGGAGGAGUAGGAAAGGGUAAUAAAUUGCAUAUUUAUUUUUAAUGAUAAAUUGAUAACUAUUCCCUACUGCUCCGGUCUAAAUUUCAAAUGGUUAUACUCACAAAUAAAUCUGAUAUUUUAGUGUUAUGCAUAUCAACAUUCUAGAAAAAUAUAUUCCAUUCAAAUCUGUGUUCAAAAAGGGUUUAUUCCUGUUUGAAAAACAAAAGUAUAGACUAAAUUCAGGUAUAUGGAGUAGGAGUAAACAAUUUAAAAUGGUUUUAAAAUAAAGAUUCCACAAUGAUUUAAAAAAAAAUAUUUAAAUCAGAUUCAUUUAAAAUACUCAAAGAUAAUUGCUAGUUCAUGAUAAAAAAAAAAAAAAAAAACCACUUUGAAUAAUUUACUAGUACACUAUAAAGUCAACGGUAUCGGGUAGUUUAAACGUUUCCUCAGUAGUGUUGGUCAAAUGAUUUUAUCACGGGAGGGUGAUAAGGAUAAUUUUAUAGAUAAUUAAUUUUACAACUCAAGAUGUAAUGUAAUGUAGAUGUCAUUAUACCCACAAAUUGGGAAAUUCCUUGUCUGACGGUCCCUGUUCCCUAGGAUCGUACUUAAGAUCACACGGUUCCUUAAAACAAAAAUCGAUCAACUGAUCCAGUGUCACCUACUAUGUAAUUGGCGGCUGAUGUUCUUGUUGCCUAUAUCAGGCCUACAAAAUAUUCGCUUCGAACCGGGCAAUUUUUCGAACGUUUUCGAUCAAAAUAUCAUCGUUAGUAUCGAAAUACUAUAUUUCUCGUCUAAACGUGUAAAAUUUAUUGUAUGUGUUUUAUAAACGAGACCAUUGAUUUCGAACGCUCGCUGUAAUAAUAAUAAUAAUAAUAAUAGGAGGCCAGUUUUUAAUUAUUAUUAUUACCCGUAUAAUAAUAAUGAUUUUUUUUCUUUUAUUGCGGCUAUAUUACUUUAAUGUCAAUAUUAUAAUAAUUUUAUUAUACACCGAUGUAAUACGAGUACAUACGUGCCGAGGACGAACAAAGUAAUAUUAUCGCGUAUUAUGCGAUUAAAAAUUUAACACGGAUUAAUAACAACAUUAUAAUAAUAUUGCGCGGUCGGAAAAUUAUUCGAAAAUUAAAAAAAAUUGCUCUGUGAACAAUAGUAAACCGAUCUAUUACACGCGAACGAGAUUUUUUAUUUUCUUUUUAAUCGCUUGUUAUCAAUUAACAAAGCGUAGGUAAUUAUUACAAAUAAUAAUCGUAUUCCGUAUUAUCGAUUAUUGUUUUUAAAGGACGUUUAGGACGACGCAUAACGCGAUCCUUAAUUUCCGAAGAAUAACGAUAAUUACUAUUGUCUGUAUAAUUUAUCAGAUUCACACGAAACUACGCCGUUUCAGUGUUUCCCAAAUGUCGCGCCGAUACUGCCGACGGGGCGUGCCGCUGUGCGAGGGUUAAUUCGACUCGUAAUUCUGAUCAUUCACAUUGUCAGCUAUUUUGAAAAAGGGCCUUUAUGUUUGGAAGCGAGUUCUAAGCCAUUUUUUCUACCUCACGGGAACACGGGAAUUGAAUUUCUACCCGGGCUCUUGGUUUAGAUACAAUUAAGCGGCGUUUUUCAUAUUCUCGUGUAUUUUGUUGUGCGGUUUUCAUUGAAUUUCGACAUUUUGUCUCUUGAUUUAUUUAAUCCCAUCAGCCUUUUUUUUUUUUUAUACUAACGCUUUUAUUAACGCGACGUUUAGUAAAUAAUUAGACCGUCUCGAUUGGUUAUUGCCGUCUUUGUAGUUAUUUUAGAGCGUCACAUAAUAUACCCUUUUAUUUUGUCGACAAGUCCUUGCGUUUGCGGAGAGUAACGCCGGUUGAUAAUAUUUGUUUUAUUUCCAAGUUAUCGCAUACUACUUGGUUCACUAUAAAUCGGUUUUUAAACUGAUUUAUCGUACCUCUGUCAGAUAAAAGCUAUCGAAAACAGUCGAAUUGUGAUGUUGUUUGAAUAAUAAAAUUGACAGCAAAUGGCUGACUCGACGGUUUUUUUUAAAAAUAAAUUUUGCGUUAUUGCACGGCUGCUGCUAAAAUUUAUUUUCAUUACUGCUCGAUGUUAGAGGUCCCAAAUAAUCAGAAUUUUAUUUGUCCAAAGGUCGGUUUAACAGCGGUAUUGACUGUAGUUGACCUAUGGGGUUUCAAUUUUAUUUUUUGUUUAUUUAGCAAUUGUGCCACGAUUAUUAAAUAAAUUAUUAUUGAGUUGUGUCUUUAACAAGUGUGAGCCAACAGUAUUUCAUUCCGUAUUUUGUUAAUGGUGCAUGAUCUCAAAUGGGCGAUUCGUUAUAUAACUUCAUAUUUUUUUGUUUAUGAGCGAUUGUGAAAUUAUUAAUAGAUAACUGAUGUUGCUUGGGGUUCUUGCUUGGAUUUAUGAUAGUAAAUCGUCUUGAUUUUCAUUGAAUAUUAAUUGGAAUUUGACCAACUUGAAUAUUAUCGAUUGUUUUGUUGAUUUUUCAUAUCUGUAAAGUCAAUAAUCAAAUUAUCAUUAUAAUUUUAACAUUUUAUUUUAUUAUGUUAGACACAUCAUUAGAUUUUAUUAGUUUUCAAGUCAAUUUUAAUAUGAGGAUAAUAUAUGAUAUUGACGACCGGACGACAACACACGCACACGUGCGUUGCUAUUCUCCUCGUGUGCGUUUUUCUCUACGUCAAGAAAAUCGGUAUAAUUCCUUAAUAACAUAAAAUCUUAAUUCUGUGUAUUAUUUUCUUUAUUCAUAUUAUUAUUAACGAUCGUAAAUAUACUAGUGUAACGUGUUCUAUUUCAACAUCCAUAUUAUAGAAGCACCGUGCUUUACCUACAGUAUCAAAUAUAAACUAAAAAUGUGAAAUGCUUAUUAAAUUCUGAGAAUCGAUAGAAUUUUUUGUAUAUUUUAUCACGUCACAAGAAAAUGCUCAUAGUGAUAAUUUUUAACCGAAUAAUUGCAUAAAUUACCCCGUUUUUUCGCGGUUUAGCGCUGAAAUUAUUGAGAAAAUACGAGGAAAAACUAUAUCGAAUCACUAUUAUUAACAUGGGAGUGUCUGGCCUUGAAAUUUGAAAGUUUGGAAACACUGGUUCCGUUUUAAUCGAUUUUCCAACGUUUUAUUGCGAAAAAAAAAUAUUAAUAAUUAAGUAAUGAUAUUGCCCAUAAAAAAAAAAAAUUAUUGUUCGAUUAGCGAUAAAAAAUAUAUUGUAUAAGAGAAUUGAUUAUGAAAAAUAAAAAAAAAAAAAUUGGUUAUUGGCUUAGAAGUUUAGUGUAGUAGUAGUAGUAGUAGUAGUAGUAGUAGUAGUAGUAGUAGUAGUAGUAGUAGCAGUAGUAAUAAUAGUAGUAAUAGUAGUAAUUUAUUCCUGCAUUAUUUAAUGUAUUAUUUUCGUUUUGAAUUUGCACAUGUUAUCUAAAAAUAUUCAAAUUUUCAUAUUACGCGAUUGGGUUUUUUUUUUUUUUUUUUUUAACAUAAGUUUAAAAGAUAGUCGGUUUUAAAUAAUUCAAAUAUUACUAUAGUUGAAAUAUAAAUUGUUAUAAAAUUAAUUGCACAAUUACUUAACGUCCGGACGAUAUCGAGUCCAAAUAAGUACCUAAGCAUAAUAUAUACAAUGAUAAUUUAUAAUAAUUAUAUUAUUAAUUCGUGUAUAUGAUAAGUAAUUACCUAACCGUCGAAAAUGAUCAGUAGGGUAUUAGUCACCAAAAUCUGCAAUACUAUUAUAAUUUAUUAUUUUAAACAUACUUUUUUUUAAUUUGUAUGAUUAGGAUUAUUUAAUAUUUAGUGAGCAAUGAACUGAUUUAUCAUUGUCAACGAUUUUGACCAGAGUAUUAUUAUUAGUUUUAUUUUUUCAUUGUUAUCAUCGUGGUGACCCAGAAAUUCAACUAACAUUUUACAAUAAGUUGCUAGUUUUUUCUGCUUAUUAAGAAAAUUAGAGAGACUAAACUUUGGGAUAUUAUUGUUCCACUAUUUUUUUUAUUUUUUUUUUCAUAAGGGAUAAUAUGGGAACAAAUUGUCCCCGUGGAACAAAAUGACACUUUAUCCCUGGUCAUCAACUACUCAAUUUUGUCAACAAACUUUUAUGACACGAUUGAUGGUCUUCCACUUUGUUCCUCGUCAUGAAUAUUCGUACGGCCUGCUGUACGUACUGCUGUGCAGUUGUUGGGAUUUAUUUACAUUUUUCUGUUGUAAUUUCUUUAUAAUUAACUUUCGACUUGUUUUUUUUUUCUGAAUCGUACCUAUCAGACAACUGACUAUUGGUCACUUCUGUAUAGUACAUAGUUAUAACCCCGGUUCGUUUUGAGUGUAAUGACGUAAUAUUAUUAUUGUGUUUAUUUUUAGACGCCUACUAUUUAAAAGGUUUGAAGUCUGUUUUUAUAAUCGUCUCGAAUUGUAUACAAUUUGAAAAUUUGUAUUUAUGUUUUAAUGACUACAUUGAUAAUAAUAAGACUUUCGCCAGUCUACUGUUCAAUACCCAUUUAAAGGGAGGAAGUACGUACGGUCACUUUUGGACGAAUACGAUGUUGUUGUUUUAGAUGGAAAACCCAGACAAAAGUAUGAGAAUCGAGGUUUGAGCAAUUAUAAAAUAAUUGUUUUACGCGUUUAUGAGGCUAUGGCGGAGGCGAGUUUUAAUAUCUAUUUGGUUAGUUGUGAUAUUGACGAACAUCUGAUUUCUUGUCGAGUCUUGUUUUGUUAUUAGAUAGCUAUUUAUACAACGGACACUCCACGUGCAUAGAUAGUUGUAGUUAAUUUGUUUUCCCUUCAAAAUUGCCGAUUGCAUCUAAAUCAUUAAAAAAUUAAAUGAGUAUUCGAAUUAUUCAAUUAGCGCAUCGAAUGAUAUUGAAUUAAUCGCAAUACAAUUAAUUUUCGUACCUAUAUACUGUAUAAAUUGGAAUAAAUAAAAAUAUGGUCCACGUGCAGAAAAAUCAUUAUUAUAAUAUUAUAAGAAAAUCAUGCAAAUGGCACUUAAAAUGUUAUAUUGUGUACUUAUGAUUUAUAAUAUUUGCGAGUAUUUAAUACUUAUUCGGUCCAGUGGCGUAUGUAUACGCCUAUGUAUCCAUCAUUAGGUUGAUUCAUCUCCCCGUGACUUUUUAACAUUUUUCGACAUUCAAUUAUUUGUCCCUUUAUCUAUUGUUAAAUUAAAUUUCUUUACUUUUUGGUGAAAAAAUCAGAACCUAAAUGACUAAGUGACUAAAUUUCAAAUUUGAUAUUUCUUGCCUGCCGUGGCUAGAUCUUGAAUUGCCACUGAUACGGUCAUACCUACCAUAUUUUAAACGCAGCGAGAAAUAUUUCGGUUUUACUAUAAUGUGUGCUUUUUUAUUUUCCCGUAGGUAUUAACGAAUUGUCUAUCAAAAAUCUUGUUUUGAUUUUCAUGCGCAGCAUGACUAUUUUUAAAUCGAAUUUAAUCCGGUUGUUUGUAGCAGUCAUAAUUUAAAUACCGCGGUUACACCUCUACCUCGUACAGUGUGUACAAUAUAAUAGAUAUUAUGCGUACAAAAUGUCCAAACGCCGUUAAAUCACAUACUGAAUUCUCCAAUAUAAUUAUAACGUUGAACACUACGAUACUGCAUUAUAACAUUUGUGUAACAAAUGUUAUUAUGCAAUGAUGAUAGCACGUUGUGUUGUAAACGAAUUAUUAAUGGUAUCGACGAGAACGCGAGUAUAGUUUUGUACCGUAGUAGUAAUUGUCUCCGAAGUCUGUUCAAGUAGUUGUUUGUUUAUGUGUCGUGUAGUAUUGGUACUUGCCUAAUAUUAUUUCAGGUAUUCGUUUUGUGUAUGCGUAUGUUACGCGCGAACGUGAAAAACGAAUUCAGAACGGGUAGGCGUAAUAUUUACAUUAAAAAAAAAAAAAAAAAACAGUUUUAUUCAUUGAUUAUUUUCGAGUGGCUCUAGCGCGAGGCGUACGACGCGUGUCGUCGGUCUGCCCGCAACUCGGAUCAAUAAUCCGCGAGCAGUGGUGUGGCCUGAUGGCCUGCAGGUAUUUUGUUAUUGCGUUAUUGACAAGUUUCGUGGUAAUAUUUUUAAUGCCACGCGCCGGGGAAGAAAGAGAAGAAGAAAAAAAACGGUCGGUAUGGUACAUCCGUGGGGCAGGCCACUUUUGUACAGGCGGGUGUGUACAGUGAUGGUAAGGGGCGUGGGGUGAACGGCGUGUGGUGGGGUAUUUCGGUUUAUACACACGAAGCGGCGUGCGGGGGGGUCAAACGUUCGUCGCAAACGGAGGAAAAAAAAAAACCUAUUCUGAGCGCAGCGUAGUAAAAAUAACAAAUCGUUAUCGCGGGUUACCCCGUUCAAAAAGUGGAUUGGUAACAAACAAUUCAGCAAAAAACUGUUGACGUUCAUUUUUUAUAAUAUCUCUGUUCCAUUCUUAGCCUAACGAGUGUAAUACAGAAUAUGACACAAUUGCACGCGAAACGAAUUCGGAUACUACAAAUUGCUAUACACAAAUAACGGAUGGUGUCGAAUUCGACGAGACUGAGUCUUUUCCGUGUUAGCUUGUGUAUAUUUCAGUUAUUUUGUCACGGCGAUCGUCAAUUUGGUUGAAAAUUAUAUCGUAUCUGGAUCAUACAGGCAUAUAUUAUAUUUUGUAAUAUGUAGUAACUGCGUAGUAUAACACCGUUUUGUGGGUAAAGCGUGUUUUUUAACGCGAGACGGCGUGCCCAAUGAAAAUUAAUUGUCGUCUGCGUUUACUGCAGCGCGGCGACGGCGUCGGCGUCCAAGGCGUUGAAACCAUUAAAAGCAAUACGAAGCAUAAUAAUAGUAAUAAUAUUAUACAAGUCAACGUUUAUUGUGCGUGGACGAAGCUCGGAGCGCGUCUUUUAUGAAUAUUCACCGUUUUUGUAUUAUUAUAUUGUGAUUUGUGUGUCCAGUGGCGUACUCAGGAUUAUUUAAUCUAGGAUGAGGAGAGGGGGGGAGGGAGCGUGUUAAAUGCCAGCAAAUGUACGUCGUAUGUAGGAGGUCCCUUUAAACGAUAUUAUAGAGCCUUUUUUCUCGAGGUUAUAUCGCCGAGUUAUCCUAAUGGCAUUAUGAUAUAGAGUACGAUUAUUACUGUUUAAUCAGUAGCAAAUACGUGUUCAAUGCCGAACGGUAAAGUUAAUAAUGUCAUUGAUAUUUUGUUGUAUUUCGACACGGCCAAUAGAGAAGUCUGGAGUCUUCAACCUCCGCCUCCCCAAGUACGCCACUAUUUUACAACCUCCGCAUGCGCCCGUCCGAUUUUCAAUAUUCCCUCGUUUUUUUUUUUUUUAAAAAAAAAAACAAAACCAAAACGAUUGUUGUAGGUGCACAAUUGCGUUUGUUUUAACUGUUGGCAAAUUAUUAAUGGGUUUACACAAACAUAUUUCAUACCGUGUUGAAGCAAGUGUAUCAUAGUAGACGAUAGUGAGAAAAAUGUUAUAGGCCAAUGUGCGUGUUAUACUACGUACGUUCAACUUUACAUUAAUAAUAUUCGGUUUAAAGUUCGUUGUGUUGUUGCGACGAACACGUGAUAAUUAUUAUUAUACGCCAUUAAAUGGUUCCGGAUUUUUAUUUUUAUCGUUUUUAUUAUUAUUAUUUUUUUGUUAGAAUUACAGAAUGCGCGUAUACCCAUAAAACGCCCAUCGUCGAACCAUUGUUGGUGUAUAAUUCUGCGUACGCUAGAAUGGUGUGACGUCAUAUUAUUAUGCGAUAACAAUAUUUAUCGAAUACGAUUGGAUCCAAAGAAAUCUAUAUAAAAAAAAUACACGUAUACACAUUAAAAUAUGCAGCAUGUAAAUCGCUGAUUAAUAUCGUGUACGUCAGAUUCCAGAAUAUCACGAUUUUCCCACUGAUUACGAAACAUUAAUUUUUCACUGAUUUCCGUUGGUUAUUUAUUACUGUGUAUAAAUGUGACAUAAUAUGUAACUCUAAAAUUCUCAUAUUCCAUGUUUGAAGUACUUCGGGCACUUGAUUUUGUUACGAAAAACCUCGUUUGUGUAACGUAACUUGUGUUCAACGACAAUCAAAUGUCAGUGUGUAACUAAUCGUAUAUUAUAAUAAAAGCGUUAAAAAAAAAUUAAUUGUCAUUCAAGUUUCUUCUAACGACACAAUUGCUUGGAUCUAAGCGAUCCAAAUAUUACCGAUUGAGUGGUGAUACCAGCUGUCUUAUUAGAAGAACCACGCGUAUUUCUUUCGUUGUAAUACGUUCGCCCGUUUCGCAUCAUACCGCUGUUGUAAUCUUCUCGGUUUAUAAAAUAAAUCUAAAAUUGGGUACGUAUAUACGAGUAUAAACUAUAAACUAUAAUAAUUAUAGUAUUUAAUUAAAAUCGGAUGCUUCCCUAAAGAUGUGUUUUAACGUUUUACUUAGAUUAAAUUUACAGUAUAAAUGUUUCUAAAUAGCAUAAUUUAAAUUGUAUAAAUAAUACAAAUCAAAAUUAUACGCUAUACAUUUUAAAUAGUUUAAACAGUUCAUAUGUAUAAAUUGUCUUGUUCUAAUUGAAAACGUCUUCCGUAUUAUUUAAAAUAAUGAAACCGUUCGUUUUUCCCGCUUAAUCGCUUUUAUUUUGAAUACCGCUUUGAAAAUCAAAAAAUGAUUAUUUUAAAGUAUAAACUAGAGAAAAUUUCCUGAGGAUGCACCUUAUAAAACAAUUGAAUAGCCGAUUUGUUUAAUCAUAUUGAAGUUUACCAUCCGCAUAGCGUUGAAUAUUAAUAUUUGUUUGGGUGAUCAUGUUGUUAUCAAUUUAUCAAAUAAUCCAUGGUGUAAUUAAAUAUUUUACGGAUUAAUCAAUCGUAUUUUGCCCUUUAUCAUGUCAGCCAUCAUAGGUCUUAUAAGACUUUAAUACAGAUAUCUAUUUUGUUUUAUAUAUCUGUGGUCGACUCGUUAUCAAAGUUAACGGAACGAAAUCGGCGCUGCUGUACGGAAAUUCGGCGUGUCUCAUGCGUCUAUAAUAAUACGGAAAUAGCGCAUAAUAUACGUGGGUGUGGCGUCUACAAACAAAAGCUAAUGAACUAAUAUUAAUUAGCGGAGACCGGAUUUAUAUUCUCUUAUAAUCCACAAAAAGGAGCUUUAAAACCUUCAAAAUAUCCUUGAAAAAAGCACUUACAAAUAUUUUAUAAAGCAAAAAUGAUAGAGGACAUCAAAAGUAUCCUCCUCCCCCACCAAUUGGUUUAACUUAUUAAGUUAUAUUUCCCAACGCUACAAAAAUAAUUCACAUAAAAUAUUUUCUUUAAAAUAAAAUCGUACGCCCAUAAAAAAGAAUUACUUUUUAUCAAUCAUUUUUGUGCCGUUAGAAAAUGUUAUUUGUAUGUUGAAUCCGUUAAAAGAAGAGUACCUUUUAACCGAUCAAUUUUUGUGGAUUUUUAUAGCACAUAAAUCCGGUCUCUAGUGGUAAGUAUUGUUGAAAUUUAAUUACUCGUCGGUAUAGGUAUGUUCGUUUUUAGGAAAUCGGACAGCAACAUUGUUUUAUUUCGCGGUAUUCGUGCGUGUUUCCAACAUGGCUUAUAAUUAAUAUAUAUUCGGCGAUUUGUUAUAAAUAAUACAGAAGUUAAUACUUAUAAUUUUAUUGUGUUAAUAAUAAUAGGUGGUAUGUGUAUUCGUUUUGGGCGGAUAAAUGCGAGUAGUUUUUUUUUUUUUUUAUUAACGUUCAAGGUCUCGGUGUGUAGGUUUUGUUGUAAUACGCACUCCAUACCUAAGCGUAAAAAAGUUCUUCAACGCGUGAAAAAACGUUUUAAUCGAAUGCAGGCCUACUGCCUUAACAAGAUUAUAACAUGUAACAACAAUUACAACAAUAUAAUAACAUGAAUUUUUUUUUUUUUUUACACAAAUCGGAAAGACAAAAAAUCCUUUAAAAUUUAACUAUGCGAUAAUAUAAUAAUAAUAAUAAUAAUAAAAAACCCUGCCAGUAUUUUGCGUUUUGGAAUUGUACCGAUUUUGAAAACGUUUUUUUGAUAAGUGUUCGGGGGAAAAUUUCAAGUCUCUCUACGUAGAUUUUUAAGCGGAAUCGCAUAAAAAAAAAAAAAAAAUUAAAUACCGGAAAUCACUUCUGAAGUCAAUGAUCGGAAUAAGAAUUCUGAUAGAAAAGUUGUUAACAGUAAAAAAAAAAAAAAAUAAAAACAAAUAAACAAACAAACGCACACCUAGUAAACGCAAGAAAACGUUCAAAAUCUAAAAUUAUUUAGACAGUUACUCGAGGUGGCGGCGGAGUGUAUGUAUUGAUUUUUGAGUAAAUAUUUAAAUUGUAAUCGAGUUUAUAGUUUAUCUAGUUUAUCUAUACCUAAAAUGUGUUUUUUUUUUUAUUUAUUUUUCGGAGUGAAAUUGUAAUAAAAACUUAAAAGAUUGCUACCGCAGACGUACUUCCUGUGUCGUUUUUUUUUUUUUUUAAACUACGAUGUUUGUUUAGCCCAGCAUAAUAUAAUAAAUUGCAUAGUCAUAUUUUUUGUGCGUGGGCUGGCUUAUAGGUAAUUUUUAUUACUUAAAUAGUCUUCUUGGCCUUCUCCUUAAUAGUAUUGUUAUACCUACUGACGAGUAUUAUUCAAAUUCCGAAUCGAGAGAGGAUUUUCGACCGUCGUGAUGAUUUCCCAUUUUCAAAAGCAUCGUAUUUUGUUAGCUUUUAGUACGUUUCGUGUUGUAAUAUUUUUUUGAAUGCGUUUACAAAUUAAGUACAGUUCACUCGCGAAACGUCAAACUCCUAAACGAUCGGUUUUCUAAGGAGCUCAUUUGUUUAUUUAACAUUUAUUAUUUUAGCUGUCCGUCGUUAUUCUAAUCGCGUCAAAGUUAAAACUAAAUUCGAAUAAUUAUAAAGACUAUCGUUUCCCAUUGUUUUUUUUUUUUUAAUCGGGUAGUCUAAUUAAAUUUUCCAUUUCGACAAGUAGUCAUCGAGUAUAUAUAGAAAAAAAAAAAUAACAUACAAUAUUAAUUAUUUAUUUAUAGCUGUUGAGUUUCGAAUCGGGCAAAAACUCUGUAAACAAAAUAACAGCGGUUUGUCUAUAAUAUUAUCGGAAUUUUUUCGUAUCGAAUUCGUCUCACAUUAUUAAUUGUAAAUAUUGUAAAAUAUAAAAUGUGUACAUCACAUACGUAUAAAACAUUAAUAAUAACAGUGUUACGUACGCGAAUGAAUGUCACACACACGCACGCACGCAUAUCGCGUGUUGACGACAAAACGUGUUGACGGUCGAUAAAAUAAUAUUUAUUGACUUUCGCGCCGUACGUAAUGAUAUCGUAAAAAACACAACGGGGCCCCCGUGACGGCUUGGUGGUGUGAUGUGUACCCGUCGUUGUCGUGUGUAUAGGGCGAUGAUUUUUUUUUUUUGUUUCCCCCGUCGUACACGGAGAGUUUUCGAGCGUUUUACUUCGGGGUUUUUUUUUUUUUUUACGCCGUUGCAGUCGUCCGCCAGCUCGUGUGUAUCGUGUUAAUUGUUUCAUCCGGCUGAUAAUAUCAUAUCCCAUCCGAAACAGUAAUAUAAUGCCAUCCGAUAUAUGCGAUUUCGAUUUGUCGAUAUAUAAAAAAAAAAAAAAAAAACAUUAAUCGAAUGCCCUUAAUUUCGGGAUGCUUUUGAUUAUUACCGCGAAUUAAUUACUUCGCUUGUAAUUUAAUCCGGAUCUGCAGUCAUUGUCUAUUGUAGAAUCGUUGGUAGUAUUUUAACCCUUAUUAUUCGUUCACCGCAUAAACGUAUAGAUAAUAUCGACUCAUAAUUUUCAACCCUCCCUACCUUUUACAAAACAAAUUCGAAAAGAUAAUUUUUUUUUUUUUGUGAUGUGCUUUACGCCCGUUUUACUAUCGUUUGUGAGUUAUAACAGUUUGAAAUUUAUACCGGUGGUGUACGGGAGGGUUAUCGUUCGGGAAAAUUAUUGGGUUCUCCUUAAAAGGAUAUUGAUUAUUGAAGUAGGGGUAAAAAUUAUUUGAUUACAGCGUUGAAAUAACGCUUAUACACUUCCAUAAUGAGAGUGACAUAAAUCAAAUUCGUUUAAAAAUCUUCCGAGGAAAUAUUGGAAAAAAAAAAAAAAAAACCACGCUGUAAAAUUGUAUUAUUAUAUUAUGGUACCUACAUCGGUGUCCAAUUAACGUAUUACGAAUCGAUAAAAUACUAAUCUCGUCGACUCGCGAACGGUCUUCUUCCUAUUCGCGGUUCACCUGUCAAGGACAUUGGUAACGUUUUACAACACGGGGCCGGUCGGUAUUUUUAGACCUACGACCUACAGUCUGGACUGCAUUCAAAUAAGUGUAGCUGACUAGAAACGGUUUGUUAAGUAGUUUCGUGUACUCGUGUGUGCGUGUUCCCGUACAUUUUUUUUUUAUCGCGUGUAGGACGAGACGGCACAAUAAUUAUUAUUAAAUGCACCCGAUCGUAUUGUAUGUUGCUUAUCGGCGGUGUCUGUCGGUUUUCAGCUCGGUCCCGAGGCCCUUUAAAAAUAAUUGUUAUAUAGUAGUGGCAGUACAAUAAUUAUUAUAAGGUCGAAGGAACGUUGCGCAAAACCAACUAUACCGUUUUUCCCGGUCGCGUAUUUACAUACCGUGUACGAGUUCGGCCCGUCGUCGUGGUUUACCAGGUUAAUAUACACUACUCACAAAUUCUUCGGACCGGCGUACCGGGUUUGGACCAUCAGCAGGUUGGUUCACAGUUUUUCCAUUACCCCCGGUAGCUGCCCUCCGCCGAUUUUAAUGGGCAUAAUAUCGGCCACGGCUGGAUUUAGGGUCGCGGGUGCCAGGGGGCGAUGAUUCCUAUAAUAUUCGUAUAAAAGACCGUUGUGCAAAAAUACAUAAAGGUCAUCGACAAUAACACAUUGUGCGUGGCCCCUUUCAACUCGAGGCCCGGGGGUCAAACUCUCCCCUGGUCCACCCCCCUUGAGCCGGCCCUGAUAGCAGCGUAGACUUUCGGCGAUUGUUCGCACUCGUACCAAGAGUAAUUUAACCAUGUCGAUGAUAGUUGUGUACCUAAUAGUUCCCGGGGGGGGGGUUAUUUUUCUAGAGAAAUAUAAAAACACAUUUGUAGAAACCGUCAUCGAGAAGACCCGCACAGGAAUUGGACGCAACGCGCGCGUUCAGCGUGACGACGUCGUGUUUAUCCGAUAGCAACGUUUAUCAAGCGCGAUUGCGGGAUCCGAAUGAAAAAAACAAAAAAAAAAAAAAAACAUUAAAAUAUGAUGUUAGUGUGCGCGUGGUGCAGAGCGUAACGCGAAUAAACGAAUAAACGCACGGACGGCUUGCCGCCCCGCGGUCCGGUCAACCCUCUCCAGGGCGUUUACCCCUACGGUUCCGGCGGCGGUGCCGAACGCGUAACGCGACGCCCGGGCCGUCGGGGAUGGGGGGGGGCCGUUACGGAACGUACCGGCGGCGGCCCCCUAAUGAUUUCGCGGUCGAAAGCAACGACCCCGGGGGGUCCGCGGGGCAACGCGAGAACGGGGUACGGGCGAUCAUCGUUCGAAACGAUAUGUUUUGGGCGGCACGAGCGGUGCGCACUCUCUCGCGUGCUUCACAACAACGAGUGAGGUACUCGAGGUUUUUGUUUGCCGCGUUCGAAAACGUUGUACAGUGAACAAUGUGCACACACUCCUCGCGGUAGUCGCGACAAACAUCGUCGGCAUGUGUGUUGUAUGUACUUACGCGGGCGGUAAUGAUCGUGCCGUUGGUUUUGCGAUAAAAAUACGAUUUCCCUCGUUCAGAGUCUCGCGUUAUGUACGAUAAGCACGCCGGGGAGGAGGCGGGGGCGGGGGGUUCGUGUUAAUUUGGAGGGAGGGAGAGAGAGAGAGAGAGAGAGAGAACAAAAAAUAUACGGCGUCUCCGGUGUUUUUUUUUUUUUUUUCUAAAUAUUUAAAUAAUUCAUUACCCGUUUGUUUUGCGCGCACUAAUAUUAUUAUAUUGUACGUGCGUACGUGUACGCAACGACAAACUUCUUGAAAAUUGAUUUUUUUUUCCCUCCCAACAACAAGAAUAAUAAUAAUUCUGCAGACCGGUCCCCGGAACACUACACACACGUAACGACAAAAACUAUAUUUAUUCGCGUAGAACUUGAUGUGUCGGUUUUAAACGACACGUUCGACUUAUCUAGUCUUUUUUUCUUUUUUUUUUUACUCAUUAUCGGUUGUUUUUUAUAUAAUUAUUUAUGUUUCGCAGUCAACGGAUCGCACUUGGGUAUUUAUGUGAAAUUGAAUGAAAUCGUGUAUCGCGCGCGCGUGCUGCUGUUAAAAGAAAGAAUAUUAUUGUCGGGUAACUCGGAUGUACAAUUUGUUUUGUUUUUCGUUAUUAUAUUCUCAGACAUGCGCCCGCUUACCUUAUUUUUAAUUUUUAACAUAAUUUCUGGGUUAUAAAUUUCACCGAAACAAAGUUGAAACGAUAUUCAGUGUCAUUUUCGAUUUACCCGAAGUAAUGCGCAUUAAGUACUGAAAACCGAGCGAAUUGUUAUUACGAUUUUUUCGUUUUCUAAUCGCGCGUUUAUCGAAUUUCAUCUCGGCUAUUUGAUAUCAUAAAUCGUAUAUUUUUAUUUUUAUCGAAUUUACGGUCGAACCGUCGUCUGGUAUUAUACACAAUAAGCCAUUUUUUUUUUUUUUUUUUAUAUCUUAUCAAUGGUAUAAUAGUUCUUAUUGAACCUUUAUACGCUACAGUUUGAUUGGAAAAACUCUUUGAUAUUACAUUUUUUUUUCUAUCGGCAUCAAAAACGACUGCAAUAUAUAUUAUAUUGGACAUUGACGGUAACAUAUUUUACGAUUAUAGGUUACCGUGUGUUGUACACAUUCGCUAUUAUAUAUUUUAUAAUCGCAUUUGUAUUGAUUAAAUUUUAAUUAUGAUUUAAUUAAAUUAAUACGCGGACAACGAUUUAAUGAUUAUUAAUUAUAUAAUAUAACGAUAUAUGUUGGUUUUUUUUUUUUUUUAACAAUCGGAAGGGAUAAUUUCCGCGGGGUUUCGUCGUCUUAUAAAAAUAUCGAAAUUUAUAAUUCCGUAAAACCAAUCGUGUUACUAAAUUUUUCAUAUUAGGUUUUCGGGCAAAAAUCUUAUAGGCUGGGCAAAUUUUACUACGAGUUUUUUUUCUAGCCGUUAGUUCACAAAUUUUACACCAGAAAUAAUGCUACGAUCGUCAACUUCAGUGUUGGGUUUCUGGUUGUAAUUAUUCAUGUGUGCAGUUAGUGCGUCGGGAAGGUCGUUUUACGGUCAUCUUUGAUCUCUUCGAUCUUGGUCAAUAUUCAAUAAUUAUGAUUAAGUUUUACUGUGUAUUACAUAUACAGAGUGAGUUUUUUUUUUUUUAUCAUGAACCAGCAAUUGUCUCUGAGGAUUUUAAAUGAAUUUGAUUUGUUGUUUUUUUUUUUUUUUUUUUUUUUUUUUUUUUUUAUCAUCGUGGAAUUGGUUGAGCUUUAUUUUUAAAACCAUUUUUAAUUUUUACUUCUACUCCAUAUACCUUAAAUAAAUAAAUAUAAGUGAAGUCGACUACUUAUUAUUUGUGUCGUUCACUUCUAUGGACAGAUUUGCACUGCAGUAUUAUUAAAAAUAUACGGGACCUCUUAUUUUCUUCCGAGUCUAUAAAAUAUGGUUAACGGUGUAGUAUAGCCUCUGUUGUAGCACGUGAGAAUCUUAUUAAUUAUGGGUACCUAUAGUGGGUAUAUAAAAGUAACAUUUCGUUAAAACCAAAAAUAACGUGUUCAAAUUAAUAAAUAGAUUAAUAGAUAACGAGUUUCAAUAUAAAAACUAUGUUUUCGAUGAGAUCGUGUUUUGUUAUUUCACUGAAAUUUAACAUUUUUAAUACGUUCAUACAUCACCUAUUUCAUUUAGUUAAACAUACUUAAACAUAAUUAAUGAUUAAUUGCAAUAAAAGUUGUUGAGAUGUAUACAGGAACAGGAUUAGAAAUUUUAAUGACAUUUGGAGCCGUAUUUUUAUUUAUUUUUUCAUUUUUAUUAUACUAAUCACUAAGUAUUGUGGAUUAAAUAAACCUUGAACUGGGUUUGUUUCUUUAAUUUAGUUAUCUUAUAAUCCCGCCGUUUCUGUCCGAUUUUUAACUAAUUUAGGUUUAUUUAGACCCUACAAAUAAGUAUAAUAUACUUAAUAUAGGUUACUGCGAUUUUUUUUUCAAAAUUGUGUAUAUGCAAAACUAUUCAAUUGUAUAGGUACGUUUAGUAACCAGGAACUUGGCUCUCUCGCUCGUAUUAGUGGACUUUCUUAACUUUUUAUUUCAUAGUUUUAUAAUUUUUGUAAGGAAAUAUUGAAAUACUAUUUACCCAUAUUAUCUAAUGGUGUUUACGCAUUUGUAACUUGAGUUUUUAGUAUUUAGUCAACGUUAUACAUUUAUUAAUAAUUAUCUGUAAAAAAGUACACUUUUAUCCUUCGCGAGGUGUUAUGUACAUAUAUAAUAUAUUCUCAAUAAACUAUGUUAAUAUCAGCUGGCUGACGAAAUAAAAACGAAUAAAUAACGGUAUGCGUAAAUAAUAUAUAAUAAUAUGAUACGACAUUUUAACAUAACAAAAUACCGUAUCGAAAUAUUUUUAUAACGUUGCAAAAUAUUAUUAUUAUUCGUUCUGUAAUUGGCCACGGAGGAACGAUGGACUCUGAAUUUAAAAAAAAUACCCCGCAAAUGAAUGAUAAUAAAAAAAAAUUCUUCUCUCAACAACCUUCGUCUCUCUUGUUAAUACUCUCUUGCAAACACUGCAUUGUAUUAUAGUAUAUCUCGGUCCUACGAAUCUCCACCAUAUACGGUCGCCCUCGACCCCGCGUCGUCUAUUUAAUCUAUUGCAUACGAACACCCCAAUAGUUAUAGAGCAAAACGAAUACAGUUGUAUGAGUUUCGUGUUACGCAUGAUUCACUUCAUUUAUACUGUGUAAAACACUGAGAACGGAAAAAAAAAACUAUUUUGAACGGAGAAGUCGUGUUUUUCCUUUGUUGUACACGCGGAAUCUAAAAAUCCACGAACAAACGCGACAUGUCUUAGUAUAAAUAAUGUUCACUUUGUUAAUCGAUAGGUAUUCUGAAGUAUUUUGAUUAUUAGGCUAAGCGAUCGACGAGGUUAAUUCAAUUACAUACAGCGGAACCGCCGUGUGUUUUAACAUCGUAUAAUAAAGCCGAUAAAAAUGCCAUAUAAUUUUCAAAAGGUCGGGGUGUCGGGCACUUGUCUCGCUUCGCUCACCUUGCACCCCCUCCCCUUUUCAGUCCGUAUAUUACGUUUAUGCGCCACUAAAUUAUAAUCCGAUGGCCGCGAUCAUCGAAAUCGGAUCAAUCAUUCGUCGAAUCCGGAACACCGCGCCAAUUAUUUCAAUUUUAAAACGUGUCCAUUUAACAAUGCCGUAUGUCGCAUUCGGCAACAUUGAUAUAUCGUGCGUUGGUAGUUUUUUUAAGAUUUCGUAGAAAUAAAAAAAAAACAUUCAGAGGUCAUAAAAAGAGGUCUUUUUUUUUUUCGGGACAUUAGAUUUUCAAAUUCCACGAGCAUUAAUUAAAACGGUUUAGAACAAUAAUAAUGUAUAUAUUUUUUUUUAAGAAACAACUGAUACAAUUUCGCGGUUUUCACCUGAUACAGUAUUAGCGGAAUGCCAUUCUAUGACGGCCGAAAUUUUGACUAUAAACGGACUGCAAAGUCAAGUGGAUGCGCUGCCAGUAUUUCAGAUAAUAUACGUUUGGAAAAAAAAAAAAGCCACUUUUUUUAUAUCCACAGGGUAUCCCCGGUGUUUUGGGCUAUUGUGUGCGGGUAUAAUUAUAGUUUCGGAGAACAUAUUUUAUUUUCGACCUCUGUUAUUUAAAAAUAAAACUCUUUUUUUUUUUUUGAACUAAAAAUCGGAGGCACGUAUUCGUUCAUAAUCAACGAACAGGUUAGGCUGGCCAACACCGCCGUGUUUCGCCCAUUAUUCAGCUAUUCUUAGUUUUCGUAACUUUUUUUUUUUCUAAUAAUCAUAUUUUCGACACAUAGUAAACUGGUUUUCUUUUUUUUCUUACGUAACAAAAUUAUGGACAAUUCCAGUAUAUUUUUAUUUCUUUUUAUGCAACAUGACGAAAUUUAUAAUAGUGUAUAGCGUAGAUCGCGCUUUUAACGUUCUUUUUUUUCUUCUCAUUAACGAAAUAUUUAAUUAUUAAUUAGGUAUAAUUUUAUAGUGUACUUGAUACUCUACGUGUUCGUUUCAACAUAAACGAAUGAUUAUUUUUUUAAAUUUUAUAACUGCGAUUUCGAAAGUGUCCCGCCCCCUCUCCCUACCGCCUAAAAUUUUUCCCACUUUGGCUACAGUCUUGUACGACACACAGUUUAUCAUUUUAAACGCGUCGCACGCUCAUUAUUUCGAUAUUAAAUAUCGAAUCACGCCUAUGUUACGCACAUUUUAUGUAACAUAGCCGUAUUUCACCUUUCUAUUAUAUUAAAAUAUUAUUUCAUAUAUAAAUAGACUAGAUGCGCGUGCGGAUCGGAUGAGACGUUCCAAGUCCGAAACUGAACGAUUUGGGCCGAAUCACAAAAACGCGUUUUCCUAACAAUCGUGUAGCGUUCAGUAAUUACUGGCCGGUCCAAAUAAUAUUAUUAUUAUUGCUAUUAUAUUAUGAUCUCGGAUUUGGAUUUCGAUCCGGUUAUGAGUUUGGCCAAAAAUCCACGAGUUCGGCGAGUACAAAUCCGGUGUACUGUGUGUAAAUCUAUUGCGAAAAAUACGAUUGGGCGACUUUUAUUGUAGACUCGUAAAAAAAAUAAAAAAAAAUAAAUUUCUCGGUUCGCCGGUUCAAACCGGUAGGUAACGGAAUUGUGGCACGUAAUACCGAAACUAAACGUCCGGCCGUGUACGAUGUGUUGCAUUUACAAAGCGAUUUUACGAUACAAUGAACUCUGUUGAACUAACACUCGAAACGGUAAACCGGUAUUGUGAAAACCCCGAAACGUUCCAUGUUGACGGUUUAUUAAAACUUUUCGCACUGUCACACAACCGUUGUUAUUAGUGUAAAACAAUAAGCACCGCUAUCUAACCGCUAAAAUUUUUACAAUAUACAAUUUAUACUAUUCUUGAACAGUUCGAGACUGUUCUCAAUAUUGAUGGCAUAGUUUUAUUAAAUUUGCACACUGAAAUAUUCGGCCGUAUUUGGAAUGACAUCACUGUCGUAGUAAUUAUGGAUUUGACUGAAAAUCCAGCAUCACUCAUGUGAUCGAAUAAAUAUUGUAUUUACGAAAAAUGUACAAGAGCUAUUUCUGGAAUCCUGAUAACGAUUUGUCCUAAUAAUAUUAUUGAGACAUAAUUGGACAUUAAUUUGGUCCGAAUACGAUAACACCAUUAUAAACGGUACUUUAACAGCAGUUAUUCCUUUUUUAUAACUUCUGAAUGCAUAACUGCUAUUAGCAGUCACUGCCCUUCUAUAGCAAUCACUGUCCGUCAACGUGUUAAAAAAAAAUAAAUGCAAUUUUCAAUUUUUCAAUGUAUGAUAAAUUUAUUAUAAUUGUGUACUUUGUUGUGAUAGGAAAAUAAUAGGCAAUAACAAUAAUAAUCAAUGAAAAAAAAAAACUAUUAGAUAAUAUAAAUAUUAAUCUUAAUCAGUGUGGGGAUUGACAAAUAAACAAAAUUGCAUAUUAUAUAUAUUAUAAUAUAUAACCUCUAAUUGAGGACUAAACAUGAAUUUAUGCUUAAUCUAUUUGUUAAUAAUUUCACAGAUAUCUUAAUAGAAUCUCAUUCGUUCUUAAGAUGGGAGUACAAAUGAGAACUAAGACCGAAGAGACAGUCGAAGAACCUCUGAUUGAAAAUAACAACAAAGAAAGCUUACAAGAACCUGUGAAGCCAGAACCUCUACCAAAACGUCAAAUUAUAUGGUCCACAGCUAUAUAUCUGACCACUUGGCACGUGUUGGCUGUCAUUUGUACGGUACUUUACUGGAAGAAUGUAAAAUUGGUGACCAUUUUAUGGAGUGAGUACAGCAUAUUAUAAUAUUCUUUAAAUUUAUAUUAUUGAUGAUUUAUUAGAUAAGUAGUUCUUUUCAGAUUCAAUUUGUAUUGUAAUUUUCUUAAUUUAUUCUUUUGUUUUUUUUUUUUUUUGUUUUUUUACCCUCAGGUUUGCUCGUCGGAUUUACUGGACAAUUUGGUGUGACAGCUGGUGUGCACAGAUAUUACACACACAGAUCUUAUAAAGCAAAAACCCCCAUGCAAGUUAUACUUCUAGCUUGCUAUUCAGUUGCUGGUCAGGUAUGAAAAUCAAUAAUUGAUAUUUUCUUAAACAUAAUUAUAUAAUUGUAGCAUUAUUUACUAUUAUAAUUAUUCUUUUGAUUUAUAGUACAGAGUAACAGAUUGGGUUCAUGACCACAGGUUGCAUCACAAAUUCAGUGACACUGAUGGAGAUCCUCACAACGCUAACCGAGGUUUGUUCUUCUCGCACAUUGGAUGGUUGAUGCAACGUGGACAUCCAGAAGUAUUCCGUCGUAGUAAGACCAUUGAUAUGUCCGACAUUGACAAAGAUCCCUUAGUCCAAUUCCAUACCAAGUAUAAUUUACUCUUAAUCAUUUUUUAUAAUAAUUUGUUCAGUUAUUAAAAAUCAAAAAAAACAUUUUACAGAUAUUAUUGGUUUUUCAAAAUCGGUCUUUGUUUUGUGUUGCCCGUUCUUGUACCUGUAUACUUCUGGAAUGAAAGCUGGAUGGAAGCUAUUGGAAUCAGUGGUGUAUUGCGAUUUGUCAUUUUCACUAACAUGACAUUCUCUAUCAACAGUUUGGCUCACUUUUGGGGAACAAAACCAUACGACCAGUAAUUAUUAAUUUCUUUGGCACAAAAUGAUUGUAUUUUUUACACAAUUUUUUUGUUUUUUUGAUAGGCGCAUAAGACCUGUUCAAAACAUGGCUUUGGCUAUACUAACUACUGGCGAAGGUUGGCACAAUUAUCAUCAUGCAUUCCCAUGGGACUACAGAGCAGAGGAAUAUGGUGGAAACAUGACCAACCCAACAACCUAUUUAUUAGACCAGUUUGCUAAAAUUGGGUGGGUGUAUGACCGCAAGACACCAUCAGUAGACCUCGUCAGACAAGUGGCCAACAAACAUGGUGAUGGUAGUUGGCAAGAAGUUGCGGAACCAACUAAAAGCGAUUAGAUUAUUAUCAUUACUAAUACAUUUUUUCUAAAUAUUAUAAGACUUCAUAAACUUUUAAAUGCCUUCAUAGAAUGUUAUUUAAUAUCUAAUAAUAAUUUUGAAGAAUAGAAUAUUUUCAUCUAUGUUCACCCAUGAAAUGAUAAUGAUAUAAUAAUUGCAAUUGGCAUACAACAUUUCAAUAGUUUUGUUUUAAUUCAAAUUAUGGUGUAAUAAUUUGAUAGAAUUUUGUUAUUUUGUGUACUAGCAAAACACGAUUGGGUAAUAAAUCCCACAUAUUAUACAAAAUCCACACACACAUAUAUAUUAAAGUUCUUCUGGUCUGUAUGUCUGUUAGGUAUUUAUUAUAAUAUUAUUAUAUAAAGUAACUGAUAAUUUAUCAUUAUGAUUGUAUAUUUCCAAAAGUUUGUUCGAAUAUUUGAAUAAAUAUUAUGGUGGUUAAUGAAACUAUAUAGCACAUAAUGUGUUUAUAAUGCUCAAAUGUAGUGCCCAAUCGUGUUGCAUUGGCUAAAAUGUUUAGUUAGUAUAAUAAUAAUUAUUAAUUUUAAAAGUUUGGUUAAUUUGCUGUGCACCCGUCCAACACAUUAUAAUAUGUGAAUGGAUUCAAAAUGAGCUUAUGGCAUUGUAAGUUGUGCCACAAUGAAUUCAGUGUGUUGUGUAUGUGUAUGCGUGAAUUUUGUGAACGUAUUUAUUUCUAUGUUCGAUCAACAGAUAGUGACUUGUUGAAAUGAUUAUUACACUGGUUUUUAAUAUUUAUUUCAAAAGUCUGAACAGAAAAUGUUUUUUCUAGUCAUUCAAAAAUAAAUCCAGAAGUCCUGAAAAUGGAUCAUGUUUACUGACAAAUAUGUCUGCGUGAAUGACGAGGCAAGACUAUAUAUUUUAGUUUGAUUUUAUGUCUAAAUCUGAAAUAAUUAUUCCAUGCAUUUUUAUAGCUAAUUAUAAAUUGUGUAUAAAAAUGCGUUCACUUAACACACAGACACCAAUAUACAUAUAAUAUACACAUAGUGUUAGGCUCUAAAUAUAAUAUGAUAUGUAGGUGUAGGACAUUUUGUUUGUGAUUUUCUAUUGUUUUUUUCAUUUAAUAUAAUUAUUAAUAAUAAUUAUAAAUAUUAUUAAUGAUUAGAAUGUAAAAAAACAAAGAACUGAAAUAAACAACAUAUUAUAAUUAUUUAUAUUAUUAUUAUUAUUUAAACAUAAUAUACAUAGAAAAUAAGGGGAAAAAAAUCAUAGAAUUGUUUUUUAACAAAUAUAUUAUUAUUAAUAAACAAUAAAUAAUUAUUGCUAGUGUAAAGUAUAAUAUUCAUGUUGUAGCGACUAUUAGGAUGUUUAGUUUUAUAAUAUAUACAAUUAAUGGAUUGGCAUGAUCUAAUAUUCAUAAUUUAGAAUUAACGUGUUUAAAAUCUUAGACAACUAAAACAAAUAUAUGUUUCAUAAAAAUGAUUUUAAAUAGACACUGGGUAAUAACAUGAACUUAGUACAACAUUUUUAAAUGAUAUGGAAAUUAUAGAUGUCAGUAAACUUUGUUUAUGGAGUUUAGAUCUUGUUAAACUGACCAAAUAAUAUUUAUUAUUAGCUGCUUUCAUGUCCGAAAAUAAUAAAACUAAUUAAUAUAUUUUUCUCUUAAGUAUACUAUAAAAUACAUUUUAUUAAAUGUUCGAGUAUAAUAUCCAUUUGUGAAUUGUCGUUUGAGUUCACUCACAAUUAUCUUCAAAAAACAAAUUAAUUUACAACUUAUGUAGCAAAUAUUAUGUAAUAAUAUUUGUUACAUACUUUUAAAUCAAUCGUUAGUACUAUCACAAAUAGUAGGUAUAUAUUUAAAGUAAUAUACUUAUAGUUAAUAACAUUACUGUUAUUGUAUUUUGUUUUGUUUUUUUUUAUAUCUAUAAAUCCCUUAUCUUAUAACUUGUAGUACAACAAAUUAUUUUACAUCAUUACAAAUUUUUUACUGUAAAUUUAUAUUAGAAGAAAAAAUAUUGAUUUAUUAUAUACUUUUAUAAUUAAUUAUUAUUAUAUUGUAUAUUAAAUAUUUCAAUGAUUUAAAUGCAUAUUUUAUUGGUGCGCGGUUAAAUAUUAGUAGAGUAGUUUAAAUACAUAUUUUGAUACAAUUAAAAAUAAAUUAGUAUCUUAGAAUUGUUUGAUUUAAUGCUUUAAAUAAAUGCAUUUGACCGCGCACUCGAGUGUUGUUUUUCAUGUGUGCAUUUUUGUCUCCAUUUUUAUCGUGCCAAUUUUCUCCUAUACAUUUCUCUGCCCUAUUAAGUAACAUACACAUUACACAUUCUUAGUUUGUUUACUAGAUCUGUUAUUAAUACAUUUAUAAUAUAUUAACAUAAUACAAUGUGUAAUUAUUAUAACUUGUAUGGUUAUGUAGGAAUCAAUAUAGUAUUGUUUUAAAAUUGACGAUUUUGUGUUGAUUUUGAUCUAACAACUCAUUUUAAAAUAACUGUUAUUCAAUAAGUACAAAAAUAUGAGCAUAAAUACUUCUAAAAGGAAUUUUGUUUUAAGCAGUCCAAUAUUAAAGGAGUUACAUAUAGGCAAUUUGUUGUUCUGGUUUGGUGUUUUUCAAGUUGUCUCGUUAAAUUAGAAUUAAUUAUGUCAGUUUAUGAGGACUUAUGAGCUCUGAUGUAGUUGACAUAACUGGUAUUCAUUCGUCUAUGAAUUCAAUUUUGAUUAAAUUAAAAAGUUGGAUAUUUCGGCUAACUCAUUCAAUGACAUUCUGUUCUAAUAAAAUUGAAGACUUCAAUAUAAUAAGUUAAUUUGGUGUCUAAAGUUAAUAAAAAUAAUAGGAAAUUAAUUGAAAUUAAAAAUAAAUUUAUAAAGAUGUAAGAAG
Molecule: messenger RNA, 29086 nt
Organism: Cinara cedri
Lineage: Eukaryota; Metazoa; Arthropoda; Insecta; Hemiptera; Aphididae
Source: the annotation of a GenBank genome assembly